Molecule: messenger RNA, 2664 nt
Organism: Sphaerulina musiva SO2202
Lineage: Eukaryota; Fungi; Ascomycota; Dothideomycetes; Mycosphaerellales; Mycosphaerellaceae
Product: NAD(P)-binding protein
Exons: 3
Coding region: 43-1110 (355 amino acids)
Molecular function (GO): oxidoreductase activity, acting on the CH-OH group of donors, NAD or NADP as acceptor
Source: RefSeq, a predicted model, not a curated record
AAACAGCCUCUACUACUGCCUCACUGUGAUCUCCCUGCCAAGAUGUCGAAGCUCCUCACUCCCGCCGUAACAGGCGCCAUUCUCUUCGCGCUCACACAAUCACCAGACCGCAUCCGAGAGCCACUCCUCGCCCAGCUCCGCCAAUAUCUCUCCCCAGAAAACAUUACGAGACUGAUCACAUCGCUCAAAUGGCUCGUAGCAAUCGGCCUCGUCAGCAAGACCAACACAUGGCUCUCGGAGCUCGCGCAAAACAAUUUCCGACUACGAUCGGAGAAGCACAGAUAUCACUGGCCACAAGAAGUCGUAGUCAUUACCGGAGCGACAGGAGGUUUCGGAAGUCUCAUGUCCAAAGACUUUGCGUCUCGAGGACUGAACGUCAUUGCAUUGGAUAUUCGCGAUGAUCUCCCCGCCGACAUGAAAAACAAUCCGAGGAUUCACUACUACAAGUGUGAUGUGACUGAUCGCAAGCAAGUUGCUGAAGUCGCGAAGCACAUCCGACGCGAACAUGGCGAUCCAAGUAUCCUGAUCAACAAUGCUGGUAUUUCUAGUGAGGGGCCGAUUUUGGAGCAGAGUGAAGCGGGUUUGCGCAAGGUGUUCGAUAUCAACAUCAUUUCGCAUUACUAUACCGUUCAGGAGUUCCUUCCGGCCAUGACGAAGAAUAAGAAAGGUCAUGUGGUGACCAUUGCAUCUAUGGCUGCUUUCGCUACGACUCCUGGACUUGUGCCAUACAGCAACACCAAAGUCGCCGCUUGGGGUUUCCACGAGGGUCUGCAGCAAGAGACUCGUGUCUUCUACAACGCACCGGAAGUCAAGUUCUCUUGCGUGCACCCUUCCUUUGCGGCGACGCCUAUGGUGGCACCAUUCCAGAAGCAACUCGAAGCUGGUGGAGCUCGCAUAAUCACUGCCGAAAGCGUCGCCGACGCAGUUGUUAAGCAAGUCAUGAGCGGACGCGGAAAGCAAAUCAUCUUGGCAGGUAAUCUCGGUGCUGCAGUGUGGUUGAGGUCCUUGCCACAUUGGCUUCCACUUGGUAUCUUCCAAAGUGGUGAUAAGCGUACGAGAGCAUCGUACGAGCAGAUGCUUCCGAGCGCAUCCACACGCAAAGGUCUCUAAAGACCAGGCAGGCAAAAUAGAUCACGACAAACCUGGACGUUGUUCGUCAUAUUGCAAGAGCUGCCUUUCCCUUGUGCGUCGAUGCUAUACGAGACCAGUUGGACUUAUAUACUUUUUUCGUCUCUGGCUAGCCCGUGUUUCACGCUGGCUGGGAGUCGCGCCAAGAUGCGCAGAAUGCUCGUUCUUAGGGCCGUGGCGUGAUACCAGUGCAGUAGCUGGUGUCUCCUUUGAGGAGUUGCCAGCUGAGCUAGGUGGAUCCCGAUUCAAUCCGGACUUCGCAUCACUUUGGCCUUUCAUGAUACUAGACUCGUUAUUUGGUCCCAGAGUCGUGUUGCGUCGAGUAGAAGAUUGAUCAAACGACCGGAGCUUGCGACUUAAAGGAACAGCAUUUUCGCCCAUAGCUUCUGCGUCAAUCACUCCUUUCUGCAUUGAGUGAUCUUGUGCCUCACUGUCGGUCUUCGCAUCGCCGAAAGUGCCAGCCAGCACCCUUUUCUGAAUAGCUGCUGCAGUUGCUGCUUGAUCUUUACGCUCUUUCACAGUUGGUGCUCGUUUUUCUUGCUCCUUCGUCGUGAUCUUUUUCUUACCGUGCUUUGCAGUAGCGGUCCCUUCAGUAUCGUUGAAACGACGCUUCUUUUGACCAGCUGUGGAGUCAGUGCUCUCAGCGACCGGUUCGCCAACAAAUGAAUCCGGUGGAGAAGAUGCUGUGACGACUGUUGGAAGAGCUGCGAUGUCAAUGACCAUGUCUCCGAUCUUGGACCGACGUCCUUCCAGUGGCGAGUCCGGACGUGAAGUUGUCAAGGCACUUUGAGCCAGUUCCUCAGACAUCGAAGUAACGAGGCUCAUCCCUUUCGUCACUUGUUGUCCUCUGUCACGGGUCACCACUUCCAACGCGAUCAUAUCGGUUUCCUCGUCGUUCCCAGCUUUGGCGUUCUCGCAAGCGUCGCGAACAGACGAAUUCUAGUCCCCUUGUUGGUUCCCUUGCGAUUGCGUUGGACGCUCGUCUGGCCUGAGUGUCCGGACGAUUACAUCCACCAGUAGCUGCUGCUCUUCCGCGGUGAAGCGAUCCUCCACAUGCUCAAUCAUAGGCUGUAGCAUUUCGAUGGUCUCCGGCGCAUGAUUGUAGAUCAUGAGCAUCUCCGGCUCAGUAAGGCACUUCUUUUCCUGCUCCGGCUCGAACUCUUUAUCGAUCUGCUCCCUGGUCAUCUCCUGCAGUCGCUCUUUCCAUUCCGCCUCAAGUGAGUCCUGCAUGGCAUUCUCUGCUUCGCGCGCGAAUCUUUGGAAAGCGGUACUGCGUGCGACGUCCUUGUAUGCACUCGGGUUCUUGGCGUACGGGUACUUGUCGCUUUUGAGCUCGCGUUCGGUGCGAUCGAGGACACGCAUGAAAUUCUUCGGUCGAGCAGCAGGCUUCUGGCCCUUGGCCUUGUCUUCUGCGUCUUCAGCCGCGUGUUGUGCGCGCUUGCGGUCGACCCAGUCCAAGACAUCAGCAUUUGAGAACAGAUUGUCUCCGGCGUCGAGGAUUUUCAUGGUGGUAGAACGGGAUGUGGAUGUUGUGUC